UUGUUUGGUGUAAGCAUGGUUGUUCCUCUCCUAAGCCUUCACGUCAAGUCUCUCGGAGCAAGUCCGACAGUUGCGGGAAUAGUAGGUUCCACCUAUGGCAUUUUGCAACUCUUUUCUAGCACAUUAGUGCACCCCCUGGCACAGGGUGAGGGUGGAGGUCUUUUCAAGCACACGCUCUCCAUCUCCCGGGCUCUGCUUUCUGAUCUGGUUGUGGAGAAGGAACGGCCCCUGGUGAUCGGACGGUUCAACACAGCAUCCGGUGUGGGGUUCAUCUUGGGCCCCGUGGUUGGUGGCUACCUCACGGAGCUCGAUGGCGGGUUUUAUGUAGCAUCCGUCAUUUGUUUCUCUGUCUUCCUUCUGAAUGCGGGUCUGGUUUGGCUGUUUCCAUGGGGCGAAGAGAGAUGCAACACUACAAAGAAUGGUCUGCCAUGGGGUGAGAACCACACAUGUUCCGGAAAAGCGGGCUAUCGCGUGCAGGGUGCAACGACUGCCCACGAGGCCACCGUAGGCAGAACGAGUCUUUGGCAUCCCUGGACGGAAGUCACAUUGGCCUUGCGAAGCAUUAAGACCCUCAUCUUAUCUGAAAUGUGGGACAUAUUUUCCGUGCGCCUGCUCAUGGCUGUGGCCAUCAUGCUGUACUACAGUAAUUUUGUCUUGGCCCUCGAAGAACGCUUUGGGGUGAAGCCCAAGACGACGGGCUACCUCAUAAGCUACAGCAGCGCCCUGGGGGCCCUGGCCGGCUUUGCCGUGGGGCCCAUCCUGAGGCUGUACAAGCACAACGCCCAUCGGAUCCUGCUCCAUUCCAGCCUUCUCACCUUCACGCUGCUGCUGCUUUACUCCACAGCCCAUACCGUGGGGGUCGUCGUUCUCUGCGCCACCCUCCUGUCCUUCUCCACGGCUCUCGGCAGGACGUGUAUCACGGACCUCCAGCUGACUGUGGGUGGGACACAGGCCUGCGGCACACUCAUCGGGGUGGGCCAGUCUGUGACCGCGGUGGGCCGCAUCGUCGCCCCUCUCCUGUCAGGAGUCGUUCAGGAAGUUAGCCCAUGUGGCCCACCUGGCCUGGGGGCAGCAUUAGCCUUGGUGGCAGUCUUCAUAAUGUUACUAAGGAAACCUCACUAUAGUGGUGACAGGAGGGUGAAAUCAAAAAGUGAGUAGAGCCUGCUUGGACAACCUGCUGAAACCGACUUUGAGGUGCGUAAGUCUUGCCGGGACAGGUCCUAAUGAGAAAGAGGGUGUCGUGGUGUGCUUUGCUGUGAGGUGCCCCGGUCAGCCUUCAGCAGUGCACAGGCAUGCCUGUAGGACGCCCAGACAGUAAGGCCAGGGACGUUGGAAGGUUAAGGUCAAAGUAGAGCUUUUCCAAAAGGGAAGGUACUACACUGCACCUGAACGUUGCAUCUUCCCUUCCGGGCCAUUGAAGCUCAGAUUGUCCAAGUGGGAAAAGGCUGUCAGCUACAGGAGAAGGGAUUGGUGGUGCAGCCACAGCACAUCGUAGAGAGGUGGGAGGUGGGAAGAAACGACAAAAUUCCUCUACUAAGUAAGAGUAAAAUGAUCCACAGCAAUAAAAGGCUGAUUGCCCGGGGCAUAGAAGUCAUGUUGACUUCCAUAAGCUAACAGUGAGUCUUUCUGACAUUGAACCUUGAAGAGGAGAGGAGCACCUUUAUUAAAAUAAGCUGUGGCUUUGUCAAGUCUUACGCUUUUGAGUGGUGGCUGGGGCUGGUUGUCGACUGUGGGGAUGUGGUUAAAAUUCAGGUGCCUGACCUCCCCCUCAGAUCCCAGUUCAGUGAACCUGGGACAUGUACUUAAAAAGCACCUUUGGAGGACAGUGGGUUAUAGAGAUAGAAAAAGAGCUGUGCUGGGACAAAAUGGUUCUAAGUGAAGAAUGGUUAUCUUUAUUAUUAGUUGACUCAGUUUGGACUACUAAAUGUGUGUUUCUAAUCAGCAUCUAUGAACAAGUGCCCCAGCUCUUAACAGUUACUCUUUAUAGUUGGAGGAACACGGGUUCUUUGAGCCAUGUGUUCACAACCUCUGAGGCUGCCACUCUGGAGAGCACUCUGAUGGCUUGAGACUUGUGACACAGAAGGACAUCAGGAACGGCCCUCCCUGCAUUCCAAUCCAGGUACAUCCUUCAGGUGGCAUCAGAGCCCAAUGGUAAAGCCAGACACAAGGAAUCCUAUAAAAAGGGGCAUUUUCCUCCACUUUUGAUUCCUUCAAUGGACCAAGAGCUUGGUGUUGUUGCUGGGAGUCAUCAAAUCAUUUUUUGACUCAGAGUGACCCUGCUGAGUUCCCAAGGUUGUAAUCUUCACAGAAGUGGGUCACCAAGUCUUUCUCCCCAGGAGCACCUGGUGGGUUCAAACCGCUGACAUUUUGGUUAAGAAUCAAGUGUUCACCACUGUGUUUUUUAUUCUCUCGGUUUUCCCUUAUUCCUAAUUCUUUUUACUGUUGAUCUCAUACAGCCAGAGAAGAUACAUUUUAAGAUUAUUUUUUAAUUUACCAAUGUUUGAUUUGGUAAGCUGACCUGUUCUGGAGAAUUUCCUGUGUACAUGGAAAAGAAUGUGUAUUGUGUCAUUCUAGGUAGUAUGUUCUAUGUGUGUCUGUGAGGCCUCUUUGGUAAAUAGUAUUUAUUGAAAUCUAUAUCUUCCUGGAUUUUCUUUGCGGUUCUAUUAUUUAAAGGGAUGUAUUGAAAUCUCUACUGGUUGUGUCUUUUUAUUUCUGUUAGAAUUUGCUCUAUAAAUUCUGAGCUCUGACAUUGGAUAUGUAAAUCUUUAUAGUUGCUAUGACUUCUUGAUGAAUUAUCUCUGUUAUGACUAGAUAACAUCCUUCUUUGUCUCUCAGUGGAUUUUGACUUAGUCUACUUUGUCAGAUAUUAAUGUUGACGUGUAUUUGUUUUGUUUUUUUCUCUUCCUUUUGUUUAAAUAUAUUUCUAUCUUUGUCCCCAAGGUAUGGAUCUCUUGUAGGCAACCUAUUGUAUUGAUAGGUCAUGUUUUUAAUCCCAUUCUGCUACUCUGUCUCCCGAGUAGUAGAUUUAAGCCAUCGAUGAUCAGUGUGACUAUCCCCCAGGAAGACUUAACUGCAGUUGGUUUGUUUUCUUCUGAGUGGGCAGUAGGUGCUUUGUUUGUAUUUGGUUUCUGUGUUGCAUCUUUUGGUGCACGGGCUUUUUUAUUCGCUCCGUCUUUCUGUGGAGAACAUGCACAGUACGCAUUUACUUGCCAGCCACUCUCUCUGAGGAUAUGCCUUUAAAAAUACUUUUUUAACAGUAACAUAUUUUACAAUAAAAAAUGGCAUGGUGGUGCUUGCAAGCAUACCUCCCAGGGUAGAGAGGCAAUUGUCAAACAGCUGAAGAAUGCUGGGGCUAUUGGUGGGGAAACACACCAUUCUGCUUGGGUUUGUGUUUCUCUGAGUCUCUUCAUGUUAGUGAGUCGAUUUAUUAAUCUUCUCUAUGGUUACUAUGAGGCUUACAUUUGACCACCUGCAUUUCAAGCAGGCUGUUAUACCUUGAAAGUUCCUUAAUUUUCUGACCAGACGGAAAUUCUUUAACUACACCAGUGACCCUUCUUCCUCCGCUGCUUUUGUUCGACGAUGUCGAUUACAACAUUGUAUCCUAGACUCCCUGGACUCCCUUCUAAGCUUUACUGUACUGCUGUGAGGACUUCACCUGGCUCCCUGUCAGGGUGAUAUGUUCCCAAAUAUUUUCACUUCUGCAUCAUUUCCGAUGUAGUUGAUUUUCUAUCUGAAGGACUCCCUUUACUAUUUCCUUCAGGCUUGCUCUGGGGGUCACA
Echinops telfairi (small Madagascar hedgehog) is the source of this 3779-nucleotide messenger RNA. RefSeq names its product major facilitator superfamily domain containing 9 (gene SLC67A2). Lineage: Eukaryota; Metazoa; Chordata; Mammalia; Afrosoricida; Tenrecidae. Gene Ontology annotation, biological process: transmembrane transport. Gene Ontology annotation, molecular function: transmembrane transporter activity. The transcript has 5 exons. The record is from RefSeq and is a predicted model, not a curated record. Bases 16 to 1158 code for a protein of 380 amino acids.